Molecule: messenger RNA, 2776 nt
Organism: Galendromus occidentalis (western predatory mite)
Lineage: Eukaryota; Metazoa; Arthropoda; Arachnida; Mesostigmata; Phytoseiidae
Gene: Mcm2
Product: DNA replication licensing factor Mcm2
Exons: 5
Coding region: 56-2746 (896 amino acids)
Biological process (GO): mitotic DNA replication initiation; double-strand break repair via break-induced replication; DNA replication
Cellular component (GO): nucleus; MCM complex
Molecular function (GO): single-stranded DNA binding; single-stranded DNA helicase activity; ATP binding
Source: RefSeq, a predicted model, not a curated record
GAGUAGGAAACUUCCAGUGCUUCACGUGAAGUAUUUCCCUACACCCUGAUUGAAGAUGCCUCGCGGUGACGGCAGACGUUCACGACAAUCGAAUCCUCCCUCGGAAUCAGAUGUCCCUGAAGAUAGGAACCGCAGUGAGCUCGACCCUCUAACAUCAUCGCCCGGCCGAGAUCUACCCCCAUUCGAGGACGAGAACGAGUUAAUUGGGGGCGAUGGAAACGACAAUGUUGUGGACGAAGAGGAGGAUGAAGGAGAAGAUCUCUUUGGUGAUAACAUGGCUGAUGAUUAUCGCCAUAUCCCUGAAUUGGACCGCUACGAUCAGAGGGGUAUCGAUGAGAACUCCGAGUUCAGCGCGAUGUCCGAGGGGGACCGACGGGCGGCUGAGGAAGAAAUGCGCAGGAGAGAUCGAGAAGAAGGCCGGGUGCCCGGUGGAAUGCGACGAGGACUCGAAAUGUUCGGCGAGGAAAGCAGUGAACUCGAUGAUCGCCCCACUCGCCGUAGGAGACUCGCUGAACGAGCUGCCGCCGGGGAAGAAGACGAUGGGAUGGAUGACAUGGUCGAAUCCAUUGAGAACCUCGAAGACAUGAAAGGACAUUCCAUAAAAGAUUGGGUCACCCAAUUGGGUCCUAAGACUGAGAUCUUCAAUCGCUUCAAAAAUUUCCUACGCACCCACAUCGACGACAAGGGCCACAAUACUUACAAAGAGAAAAUUCGCGCCAUGUGCGAGCAGAACAAAAUGAGCUUAGAAGUGACCUACAACAAUCUCGCUCAGUCAGAACAAAUUCUCGCCUACUUUCUGCCUGAAGCGCCUGCCGAGGUUUUGCCGAUCUUUGACGAAGCAGCGAAAGAUAUCGUCAUCGGAAUGUUUCCUCAUUACGAGAGGAUCCACCACGAGAUUCGAGUGAGAAUCACCGAGCUACCGAUCCUCGAAGAGAUCCGAACCCUCAGAAAGAUCCAUAUCGACCAGCUCAUCCGUACGUCGGGCGUAGUGACUUCGACCACAGGUGUCCUCCCCCAGCUGCGCAUGGUCAAAUACGAUUGUGCCAAAUGUAAAUACGUGCUCGGUCCGUUUGUCCAGUCACAGGACAACGAGGUGAGACCCACUUCGUGCCCCGAGUGUCAGAGCACGGGACCCUUCAUCCUGAACGUGUCUCAAACAAUCUUCCAAGACUACCAGAGAAUCACUAUCCAGGAAGCUCCGGGGAAAGUUUCCGCCGGAAGACUGCCUCGAUCCAAAGACGCUAUCUUGCUCAAUGACCUGUGCGAUUCCUGCAAACCCGGCGACGAGAUCGAAAUCACCGGAAUAUACAGCAACAAAUUCGAAGGAUCUCUGAACAAAGCGAACGGUUUUCCCGUUUUCGCCACGGUCAUAAUCGCUAAUCAUAUUCUGAGGAAAGACGAAAAGGCUGCUGGCAAGUAUCUCACGGACGAGGACGUCAAGGAAGUGGUGAAACUUUCAAAAGAAGAUAACUUAGCCGAAAGAAUUAUGGCCUCUAUCGGUCCCUCAAUCUACGGCCACGAUGACAUCAAGAGAGCGAUCGCUUUGUCCCUCUUCGGAGGUGUGUCGAAGAAUCCCGGCGACAAACAUAGGAUCAGAGGCGACAUCAACGUUCUGCUGUGCGGAGAUCCCGGUACUGCCAAGUCUCAGUUCUUGAAGUACGUUCAACAGAUAGCUCCCCGAGCCAUAUAUGCCACCGGUCAGGGCGCUACGGCCGUCGGUCUGACAGCUUACGUCAAGAAGAGUCUGGUCACGCGCGACUGGACACUGGAAGCUGGUGCGCUCGUGCUCGCAGACAAAGGAGUAUGUCUCAUAGACGAGUUCGACAAAAUGAACGAUGCCGAUCGGACUUCCAUCCAUGAAGCUAUGGAACAGCAAACGAUUUCGAUUGCGAAGGCCGGAAUAGUCACAUCUCUGCGUGCUCGGUGCACAAUCAUCGCCGCAGCUAAUCCGAUAGGAGGCCGAUACGACCCAUCGAUGACAUUCCACCAGAACGUGAACCUCUCCGAUCCGAUCCUGUCUCGAUUCGAUGUUCUCUGUGUCGUCCGGGACACCGUCGAUCCAAUCGAGGACGAGCGUCUCGCCAGAUUCGUGGUCGAUUCCCAUGCUAGACACCAUCCUCUAGCGUCGGCUGAUGAGAAGAAAAUCAAACCUGUAUCUCGGACGUACGAGCCCAUCGAGCAGGAGCUCCUUCAAAAAUACAUUCUCUACGCCAAGGACAAGAUCGAACCCAAGCUCCAUCAAAUGGACCAGGAUAAAAUAUCCCAGCUCUACUCGGACCUCAGGCGAGAGUCCAUGGUGACCGGUUCCAUGCCGAUCACGAUCCGUCACUUGGAAUCCAUCAUUCGACUCGCGGAAUCGCACGCUCGAAUGCAUCUGCGAGAACACGUGAACGAUGACGAUGUCAAUAUGGCGAUUCGAGUCAUGCUGGACAGUUUCGUCUCAACUCAAAAGUUCUCGGUUAUGAGACAAAUGUCCAAGACCUUCUCGUCGUACUUGACCUACAAAAAGGAUAAUAACGAGCUUCUCUUGUUCAUCCUCAAGCAGCUGAUCCAAGAAGAAUUGAGUUUCCAACGCAGCCGGCUGGAAAUCGAACCAGAACAAGUGUCGGUCAGUGUGGACUAUCUGAAGCGCGAGGCGGCUCGAAUCAACAUCACGAACUUGGCUCCGUUCUUCAAGAGUGAUCUUUUCUCAUCUCAUAAUUUCCGAUUCGAUAAGAAACACAAUACAGUGACGCUCGUUUUUUGAAGACAUUAAAAAGUGACGCGGAACCAUCUC